Molecule: messenger RNA, 1654 nt
Organism: Momordica charantia (bitter melon)
Lineage: Eukaryota; Viridiplantae; Streptophyta; Magnoliopsida; Cucurbitales; Cucurbitaceae
Product: transcription factor DIVARICATA
Molecular function (GO): DNA binding
Source: RefSeq, a predicted model, not a curated record
UUCCCAAGAAGUCGGCCUUCACCCACAGCACAGAGAAGAACCCGUCUUCUUCGUUUCCAUUGAACACCACAGACAGACACAGUAAUUUUCUUCUUCUUCCACUUCCCGCCCUCGCCUUUCGGCUCCAACUUGGCCUCACAAGAACCCCCAAACCAAUUAUUUCAACAUCCCCUUUUCAGAUUCACCCUCUUGCCCUCUUUCGGCUGCUGCAUUUCUCAUAUAUUCCCUCUUUCAUUUCACUAUUUCCUUGGUGGGUUUCCAUCUCUGUGCUCUGCGAGGGGAUUCUUUUCGAUUCUGAAAAGUGGGUCGGUCUCUCUCUUUCUCCUUUUGUUAAGAUUCUCAACCCAUUUGUGAAAGAAAGGAGAUUCUUGAUUCCCUCGUAACGAUUCCGAUUUAAACGCCCCCUUUUGAACAAAACAAAAGAAAACCCACCCAAAAAGCCCCAUUGUCUCUCGUCUCGCCCUUUGGCCUCCGUCUCCUUUCUUUUGACUUCAAAAUCGAAACCCCCUUUUCGAAAUGGACUUAUAAAUGAGCUCCCGAUCCACACCCUUCACUAAUUAGCUUCUUACAGCAAUGGAAACUCUGUACCCAUCCUCUCAUCUGUCGAGCUCUGCCUGGUUCGUGCUCGAUAAUCCAUCCACGAAAUGGACUAAGGAAGAGAACAAGAGGUUCGAGAGCGCCCUCGCUAUAUAUGAUAAGGAAACCCCUGACCGAUGGCUCAAAGUGGCCGCCAUGAUUCCUGGAAAAUCUGUGGGAGAUGUGAUUAAGCAAUACAGGGAGCUGGAAGAAGAUGUCUCCGAAAUAGAAGCUGGGAGAUUCCCAAUCGCAGGUUAUGAUUUCGCCUCUUCUUUCUCAUUUGAGUUCGUUGAUGAUCGGAACUUCGAUUCGUGUAGAAGGAAGUCCUCUGUUGGUAGGGGCUCUGAUCAAGAAAGGAAGAAAGGGGUUCCAUGGACUGAGGAAGAACACAAGCAAUUUCUGAGGGGACUUAUGAAAUAUGGAAAAGGGGAUUGGAGAAACAUCUCAAGAAACUUUGUAAACUCCAAAACUCCUACUCAAGUGGCAAGCCAUGCCCAAAAGUACUUCAUGAGGCAGCUCUCAGGAGGGAAGGAUAAGAGAAGGCCAAGCAUCCAUGACAUCACAACUGUGAAUCUUACUGAGUCCGCCAUAGUUUUAGAUCAGCCUUCCAAGCAACUCCCUUCACUGCAGAAGUCCCACUGCUAUCAAAAGCUGUUGCUUGAUUGGAACCGAUCGAGUGAUGGGGGGCUGCUCGGUUUAGGACCGAACUAUGGCGAUCGUCUUGUGUCGUUCCCAUCUGGGAUUGCUGCAAAUGGAACAAAAACCGAGCAAGAUCGAGAGCUGAAUGACGUGUAUUAUGGAGCUUACUCCAAACCUCACAAGUCCAUGUUUCAAUUUGAAUCCUCUAGACAUCAAAUUUAUGGAUGAGGCGGAUGGAUGUUCGUGUUAACGUUCGGUCGAUAAAAGAAAACGCCAAGUCCAAUAAGGUUUUCAUUUAGACUCUUAAAUGUCAAUACUUUUUUCUCCUCUUCAAUCUGUGAUGUUGUGUUUAUGAAGAUCAAAGAGUGCAUAAAUCUGUCCUUGAUCAUCAACAACAUGUGUGCCAUUGUGAAAUGGAAAGACUUGAAUUUUGUCCUUA